Dioscorea cayenensis subsp. rotundata (Guinea yam) is the source of this 2037-nucleotide messenger RNA. RefSeq lists its product as uncharacterized. The coding region runs from base 1 to 2037 and encodes 678 amino acids. The record is from RefSeq and is a predicted model, not a curated record. The transcript has a single exon. NCBI's taxonomy places the organism in Eukaryota, Viridiplantae, Streptophyta, Magnoliopsida, Dioscoreales, Dioscoreaceae.
AUGGAGAACCUAAUGAGCCACAUAUCGAUCGAUGCUCACGGUAAUCAAGAUGUAACCACUAAAUUGGUUACAAGUGUUGGACCAUUAUCGUAUAAUACAUAUGAACAGAUGGUUAUAGAUGCUGGAGGGCUUGAUUUCUCACCUACUUAUAUGGAGGAACCUCCAAAUGCAGUGGCUCAGAAAUUUUUUGAUAUGUUAAGAGCCGCUAAUCAAGAGGCAUGGCCAGGCUGUAAAAAUCACUCACAACUAUCAGUAGUUGCAAGAAUGUUAAAUAUGAAGGCAGAACAUCAUUUAUCUGAAAAGUGUUUCAAUGACUUUUGUCAAUUUUUAAAAGAAAUGUUACCGGCCGAUAAUGCAAUACCAAGUAACUUUUACAUCACAAAGAAGUUAGUUCAAGGCUUGGGCCUACCAGUUGAGAAAAUUCAUUGUUGUCUUAAUGGAUGCAUGAUUUAUUGGGGAGUAGAUAGUGAACAAAUGAGUUGCAAAAUUUGUGAGCAUCCUAGGUAUAAACGACAACAAGGUAGCUCAUAUAUAAAGAAAAAUAAUAUUCCAUACAAGAAAAUGUAUUACUUUCCUUUAACAUCAAGACUACAAAGAUUAUAUGCAUCAAAUGCAACAGCAAAAGAAAUGAGAUGGCAUGCUGAGCAUGAGGCUGAAGAAGGGGUCAUGCGCCAUUGUUCUGACAGCCUUGCAUGGAAGCAUUUUAGUAACACCCACCCUUCAUUUGCAGCAGAAAGUUGGAAUGUGAGAUUGGGGUUGUGUACUGAUGGAUUCCAACCUUUUGGGCAGUCAGGUCAACAAUUUUCCUCUUGGCCAGUAAUUGUCACUCCUUACAAUUUGCCUCCUUCGAUGUGUAUGAAAGAAGAGUACAUGUUCCUAACGGUGAUAGUGCUAGGCCCAAGAAAUCCAAAAGAUAUGUUGGAUGUGUAUUUGCAGCCUCUCAUUGCAGAAUUGAGGCAAUUAUGGGAAAUUGGAGCUGAAACCUAUGAUGCAUCAAGAAAGAAUAAUUUCCAAAUGCGUGCUGCACUUAUGUGGACCAUAAGUGAUUUCCCAGCAUUUUCAAUGUUGUCCGAAUGGAGCACUGCAGGCAGAAAAGCUUGUCCCUAUUGUAAGGAAGAUUCAGAUGCAUUUACUUUAACAAGAGGGGGGAAGCAAUCAUGGUUUGAUAAUCACCGCAACUUCUUACCUCCUAAUCAUCCAUUUAGAAAGAACAAAACUGAUUUCCGAAAGAAUAGAAUGGUCACAAAAAUGGCUCCUACUAUCCAAACUAGGGAUGAAAUCUUUAAAGAAAUACAAGAUCUGAAACUAAAAAGAGUCAUGGAUACUGGUGCUUAUGAGACCAAUAGCCGCAUUGCUAAGACUACAGGUUGGAGAAAAUGUAGCAUUUUUUGGGAUUUACCCUAUUGGAGAACAAAUCUAAUCUGUCACAAUCUUGAUGUUAUGCAUAUUGAGAAAAAUGUGUUUGAGAACAUAUUUAAUACUGUGAUGAAUGUCGAAGGGAAGACCAAAGAUAAUGCUAAAUCAAGAGAAGAUUUGAAAGAAUUCUGUUAUCGGCCUGAGUUAGAAAGAAAUGAUGCUACAGGAAAAUAUCCCAAAGCAUGUUAUACUUUGGAUAAACAGUCAAAAAUUGUGCUUUGCGAAUGGCUUCGAAAUCUUAGAUUCCCAGAUGGCUAUGCAUCAAACAUGAGUAGAUGUAUUGACAUGAGAAAGCUGAAGCUAUUUGGUAUGAAAAGCCAUGAUUGUCAUGUCUUUAUGAAAAGGUUACUUCCAAUAGCAUUCAAGGAACUGCUUCCAUUAGGUGUUUGCCGGGCAUUAACAGAAUUGAGUAAUUUUUUCAAGGAGCUCACUUCAACUACAAUCCGAGAAGAAGAUAUGUUAAGGCUUAAUGAAGAAAUCCCUUUAAUCCUGUGUAAGCUUGAGCGUAUAUUUCCUCAAAGCUUUUUUGAUUCAAUGGAACAUCUUCCGGUGCACUUGGCUUAUGAAGCAUGGAUUGCGGGUCCAAUACAAUAUCGAUGGAUGUAUCCAUUUGAAAGGUGA